Messenger RNA from Phyllostomus hastatus (greater spear-nosed bat), 1049 nucleotides. RefSeq names its product nerve growth factor (gene NGF). Gene Ontology annotation, molecular function: nerve growth factor receptor binding; growth factor activity. Lineage: Eukaryota; Metazoa; Chordata; Mammalia; Chiroptera; Phyllostomidae. Gene Ontology annotation, biological process: neuron projection morphogenesis; memory; positive regulation of peptidyl-serine phosphorylation. The record is from RefSeq and is a predicted model, not a curated record. The transcript is spliced from 3 exons. Bases 260 to 985 code for a protein of 241 amino acids.
UCGGAUUUGGAGUGAGGAGGAGUCUGGGAGGAGGGGCUAAGAAAUUGCAGAAGCAGUGUAAAAGCCGCUCCAAGCUCCUGCACGGCAGAGAGCGCCGGGAGCCCGAGGGGAGCGCAGCUUUGGAGUCCUGGCCCGUGGUUGUGCAGUCCAGGUGGCUGGAUGGCAUGCUGGACCCAAGCUCAGCUCAGCGUCCGGGCCCAAUAAAGGCUUUUCCAAGGAAGCAGCUUUCAGUCCCGGCCACACCGAGGUGCAGAGCGUAAUGUCCAUGUUGUCCUACACUCUGAUCACAGCUCUUCUGAUCGGCGCCCAGGCAGACACGCAGGCAGAGAGCAAUGUCCCCGCAGGGCACGCCGUUCCCCAAGCCCACUGGACGAGCCUCCAACACUCCUUGGACACAGCCCUCCGCAGAGCCCGCAGCGCCCCAGCCCGGGCAAUAGCUGCCAGGGUGGCAGGGCAAACGCGCAACAUCACAGUGGACCCCAAACUUUUUAAGAAGCGGCGACUGCGUUCACCUCGUGUGCUGUUCAGCACCCAGCCCCCGCCCGUCGCUGCAGACGCCCAGCAUCCGGACUUCGAGGCCGUUGGUGUGGCCUCCUUCAACAGGACUCACAGGAGCAAGCGAUCCACGUCCCACCCCGUCUUCCACAGGGGGGAGUUCUCCGUGUGCGACAGCAUCAGCGUGUGGGUGGGGGACAAGACCACGGCCACGGACAUCAAGGGCAAGGAGGUGAUGGUGUUGGGAGAGGUGAACAUCAAUAACAGUGUGUUCAAACAGUACUUUUUUGAGACCAAGUGCCGGGACCCCAACCCCGUGGACAGCGGGUGCCGGGGCAUUGAUGCCAAGCACUGGAACUCGUAUUGCACCACGACACACACUUUCGUCAAGGCGCUGACCAUGGACGACAAGCAGGCUGCCUGGCGGUUUAUCCGGAUAGACACGGCCUGUGUGUGUGUGCUCAGCAGGAAGACUGGGAGGCGAGCCUGACCACACACCAGCCCCCACCCACCCCCAGCUCCCCUCCACACUCUUCUGGGCCCCUCCCUACCUC